Molecule: messenger RNA, 957 nt
Organism: Trichosurus vulpecula (common brushtail)
Lineage: Eukaryota; Metazoa; Chordata; Mammalia; Diprotodontia; Phalangeridae
Product: olfactory receptor 5B2-like
Exons: 1
Coding region: 1-957 (318 amino acids)
Biological process (GO): G protein-coupled receptor signaling pathway; sensory perception of smell
Cellular component (GO): membrane
Molecular function (GO): olfactory receptor activity; G protein-coupled receptor activity; odorant binding
Source: RefSeq, a predicted model, not a curated record
AUGACAUCUAUGGAGAACAGAUCUGAAGCGAAUGAGUUCAUCCUAACAGGAUUAACAGAUGUCCCAGAGCUUCAGCUUCCUCUCUUCAUAAUGUUCACCUUCAUCUACCUCAUCACCCUGAUAGGGAACCUGGGGAUAGUAGUUCUGAGCUCCUGGGAUUCUCGCCUCCACACCCCCAUGUACUUUUUCCUCAGUAACCUCUCUCUGGUGGAUUUUGGCUACUCUUCAGCUGUGACUCCCAAGGUGAUGGCAGGGCUCCUCACAGGUGACAAGGUCAUGACAUAUAAUUCAUGUACUGCACAAUUUUUCUUCUUUGUGGCUUUUGUUACUACUGAAAGUUUCCUUUUAGCUUCCAUGGCCUAUGAUCGCCAUGCAGCUAUUUGUAAGCCCCUACAUUACACCACCACCAUGACACCAACUGUAUGUGCACAUCUGGCCAGUGGUGCUUACAUCUGUGGCUUUCUGACCUCCUGCAUAGUCAUAGGAAGCAUGUUAAGCCUUUCCUUUUGUAAGUCCAAUGUGGUCCAUCACUUUUUCUGUGAUAUUCUCCCUCUUCUUGUUCUCUCCUGCUCUGAUAUUCACAUCACUGAGUCACUAGUAUUUAUCUUAGGGUCACUCAAUACAUUUUGCCCAUUUCUUGUCAUCUUUACCUCUUACUUGUUAAUCUUCAUCACCAUCUUGAAGAUCCAUUCUGCAGAAGGCCGCCAGAAAGCCUUUUCCACUUGUGCUUCACACCUCAUAGCAGUGUCCAUAUUCUAUGGGACAAUCAUCUUCAUGUACUUACAACCCAGCUCAAGCCAUUCCAUGGACACAGCCAAAAUAGCUUCAGUGUUCUACACCAUAGUCAUCCCUAUGUUGAACCCUCUGGUUUAUAGUCUUAGGAACAAAGAGGUCAAGAAUGCUUUUAGAAAAGCUGUAAAGGGACAACGACUUCAAUUAGAUCAUUUUUUUCCCUAG